Messenger RNA from Glycine soja, 1353 nucleotides. RefSeq names its product BURP domain protein RD22-like. The transcript is spliced from 3 exons. NCBI's taxonomy places the organism in Eukaryota, Viridiplantae, Streptophyta, Magnoliopsida, Fabales, Fabaceae. The record is from RefSeq and is a predicted model, not a curated record. Bases 116 to 1147 code for a protein of 343 amino acids.
CCAUGAGGGCAAGCCUCUCCGAGUACAUCUUAAUUUCUCCCUAGCUUUGCUUAUAGUUCCUGUAUUAAUUUUUCUCUCCCUGAGAUUACCAAGCUCUGCAACUUUGCUUCUCAACAUGGAGUAUCGUCUCCUACCCAUUUUUACUUUACUCAAUCUUGCACUGGUGGCAAUCCAUGCUGCUUUACCUCCUGAAGUUUACUGGAAGUCGGUGCUUCCUACUACGCCAAUGCCAAAAGCCAUCACUGAUAUCCUUUACCCCGAUUGGGUGGAAGAGAAAAGUACCUCAGUGAAUGUUGGAGGCAAGGGCGUAAACGUGCAUGCAGGAAAAGGAGGAGGUGGCACCAAUGUCAACGUUGGUGGAAAAGGAUCAGGCGGAGGCGUGAACGUGCAUGCAGGUCACAAGGGAAAGCCAGUGCAUGUUUCUGUUGGCUCAAAGUCUCCAUUCAAUUACAUCUACGCUUCAACGGAGACUCAAUUACACGAUGACCCCAACGUCGCACUCUUCUUCUUGGAAAAGGACUUGCAUCCCGGAACAAAGUUGAACUUGCACUUCACCACCAGUUCCAAUAUUCAAGCCACAUUCUUGCCACGCCAAGUUGCGGAUUCUAUACCCUUUUCAUCCAGCAAGGUGGAGGUUGUAUUCAACAAGUUUUCCGUAAAACCCGGGUCAGAGGAGGCCCAGAUCAUGAAGAAUACUCUCAGUGAGUGUGAAGAGGGUGGCAUCAAAGGAGAGGAAAAGUACUGUGCCACUUCGCUUGAAUCCAUGAUUGAUUUCAGCACUUCCAAGCUUGGAAAAAAUGUUGAGGUUGUGUCCACGGAAGUAGUGGAGGACAAGGAAACGGGAUUGCAGAAAUACACCGUAGCACCGGGAGUGAACAAGUUAUCAGGGGACAAGGCUGUUGUGUGCCACAAGCAGAACUACCCUUAUGCUGUUUUUUACUGUCACAAAACUGAGACCACAAGAGCUUACUCUGUGCCUUUGGAGGGUGCUAAUGGGGUUAGGGUUAAAGCGGUAGCAGUGUGCCACACUCACACGUCGGAAUGGAACCCUAAACAUUUGGCCUUUCAAGUGCUCAAAGUUAAGCCAGGAACCGUUCCUGUCUGCCACUUCCUACCUGAGGAUCAUGUUGUUUGGGUUCCCAAGUAGAUUUGCUUUAAUUUCAAGUCCUUCUUUCCUGUUCUUGAAUAACUUAGCUUCAGUAGCACUACAGAACUCUAUAUAUAUGCAUGUAUUUGCACUGUGUAGUUCUCUAGAUAUUAAUAAUUUUUUGCUGUUUAUUUAGAUGCUAUGCGUGGCUUCUUAUGUAUAAACUAUGAUGCAUUAUAUGACUUAUUGUGUGUUUGAAUAGUAAA